This is a messenger RNA of Loxodonta africana (African savanna elephant), 13631 nucleotides long. It is a transcript of the gene RUFY1, whose product is annotated as RUN and FYVE domain containing 1. The transcript is spliced from 18 exons. Gene Ontology annotation, molecular function: metal ion binding. Gene Ontology annotation, cellular component: cytoplasm; intracellular membrane-bounded organelle. The record is from RefSeq and is a predicted model, not a curated record. Gene Ontology annotation, biological process: protein transport; regulation of endocytosis. NCBI's taxonomy places the organism in Eukaryota, Metazoa, Chordata, Mammalia, Proboscidea, Elephantidae. Bases 24 to 2132 code for a protein of 702 amino acids.
CGGGAUCACGUGACGCGGCCAAAAUGGCUGACCAGGAAGGCGGCUACCCGGCGGGGCAGGUACCGGAGCGGGGGCCCGAACCAGGGCCGGAGUCCGGGGAAGAGUUUGAGAUCGUGGACCGGAACCAGCUGCCGAGUCCAGGCGAGCUGAAGAGCGCGGCACAGCCGCGGGCGGCGGCGGACGGCUGGUCCGCGCCCAUCUUGACCCUAGCGCGAAAGGCCACAGUGAACCUGUCGGCGAGCUGCGGGAGCGCGCUGCGCGCGGCGGCUGGGCGCGGCGUCGGGGACGGCAUCGGGGACGGUGCGGCGCGCGCAGCUGCCAAGUGCCAGAUGAUGGAGGAGCGUGCCAACCUGAUGCACAUGAUGAAGCUCAGCAUCAAGGUCCUGCUCCAGUCCGCCCUAAGCCUGGGCCGCAGCCUGGACGCGGACCAUGCCCCUUUGCAGCAGUUCUUUGUAGUGAUGGAGCACUGCCUCAAACAUGGGCUGAAAGUUAAGAAGAGUUUUAUUGGCCAAAACAAAUCUUUCUUUGGUCCUUUGGAGCUGGUGGAGAAAUUUUGUCCAGAAGCAUCAGAUAUAGCCACUAGUGUCAAAAAUCUGCCAGAAUUAAAGACAGCUGUGGGAAGAGGAAGAGCUUGGCUUUAUCUUGCACUCAUGCAAAAGAAACUGGCCGAUUAUCUGAAAGUGCUUAUAGACAAUAAACAUCUCUUAAGUGAGUUCUAUGAGCCUGAGGCAUUAAUGAUGGAGGAAGAAGGGACGGUGAUUGUCGGUCUGCUGGUGGGACUCAAUGUUCUUGAUGCCAAUCUCUGCUUAAAAGGAGAAGACUUGGAUUCUCAGGUUGGAGUGAUCGAUUUUUCCCUCUACCUUAAGGACGUGCAGGAUCUCGAUGGUGGCAAAGAGCAUGAAAGAAUUACUGAUGUCCUUGAUCAAAAGAAUUAUGUGGAAGAACUCAACCGGCACUUAAGUUGUACUGUUGGGGAUCUUCAGGCCAAGAUAGAUGGCUUGGAAAAGACAAAUUCAAAGCUCCAAGAAGAGCUUUCAGCUGCAGCAGGCCGGAUUUGUUCACUUCAAGAAGAACAGCACCAAUUGAGAGAACAAAAUGAAUUAAUUCGUGAAAGAAGUGAGAAGAGUGUAGAGAUAACAAAACAGGAUACAAAAGUUGAACUGGAGACUUACAAGCAAACACGGCAAGGUCUGGAUGAGAUGUAUAGUGACGUGUGGAAGCAGUUAAAAGAGGAAAAGAGAGUCCGAUCGGAAUUAGAAAAAGAAUUGGAGUUACAAAUUGCAAUGAAAACUGAAAUGGAAAUUGCAAUGAAGCUACUGGAAAAGGACACCCAUGAGAAACAGGACACCCUGGUUGCCCUUCGCCAGCAGCUGGAAGAAGUCAAAGCAAUUAACUUACAGAUGUUUCACAAGGUUCAGAAUGCAGAGAGCAAUUUACAACAGAAGAAUGAAGCCAUCACAUCUUUUGAAGGAAAAACCACUCAAGUGAUGUCCAGUAUGAAACAAAUGGAAGAAAGGCUGCAGCACUCGGAGCAGGCCAGGCAGGGGGCCGAGGAGCGGAGCCACAAGCUGCAGCAGGAGCUGGGCGGGCGGGUCAGCGCCCUGCAGCAGCAGCUCGCCCAGCUGCACAUGCAGUGCUCAAGUCUAGAGAAAGAGCUAAAAUCUGAAAAAGAGCAAAGACAAGCUCUUCAGCGAGAACUACAGCAUGAGAAAGACACCUCCUCUCUACUCCGAACAGAGCUGCAACAAGUAGAAGGAUUGAAAAAGGAGCUGCGGGAGCUCCAGGAUGAGAAGGCAGAGUUACAGAAGGUGUGCAACGAGCAGGAACAAGCCCUCCAGGAAAUGGGACUGCACCUCAGCCAGUCAAAGCUGAAGAUGGAAGACAUAAAAGAAGUAAAUAAGGCACUGAAGGGCCACACUUGGCUGAAAGAUGACGAAGCAACACACUGUAAGCAGUGUGAAAAGGAGUUCUCCAUUUCCCGGAGAAAGCACCACUGCCGCAACUGUGGACAUAUUUUCUGCAACACGUGCUCCAGCAACGAGCUGGCCCUGCCAUCUUACCCCAAACCAGUGCGCGUGUGUGACAGCUGCCACACUCUGCUCCUGCAGCGCUGCUCCUCCACCGCCUCCUAAGGACCACCCGGACCUCCAUCCUCAGGAGUGGGCAGAGGCAGCCUUGGAACAGUGCCAAACUCUUUGGGUCUCAGGGAAACACCAGGAUUUUGAGAAGUUUGUUGUUUCCCCCAGAGAAUCAAGGGAAAGAAUAAAAUCCUCACCUGGCCUGCUGGCGCUCUUAAACAUAAUGGAACUGGAAGCUGGGCGCCUCUACUUUUUGAAUUGUAUGGAAUCAACUCCUCUGGAUUCAAACUCUUCUCUCACUUUAUUACAUCACUGGCUUUUGUUCAUAUGGAACUUCAUGGUUUUACUACUAUCAUUUUCAACUCUUCAACUUAACCUCUUUAGCAUUUCUAGGGAGUCAUCAGUUUUUCUCCCUCCCCCACCCACCGUUCCUCCCAAAAGCCCUCUGAUUUGUCCACCACUUUCUACCACACCAGGGUCUGUCAGCGUGCCUUCUCCGCUUCAGUCGGGGUUUGCCAUUCCACACCCUUGUCAAUACCUAGCACUGCCCCAUAAUAAAAUCAAUUAUUUUUCACUCUGGUGCAGAAAAUGAGCUUGUGUCCAUUUUGCAGCAGCUUGCUAGCCAUCCCCUUACCUCGGGCUGGCUCUGAAAGGAUGCCCUCAACUCAAGAGCUGUUAAGGUGAAGGGCUGGGAGGUUUUCGGAACAUCACCCAGGUGGGAAUUGGCUAAGUCUGCCGGCUCUGGGGCUCAAGCUGUGUUGCGCCCAGGUGAAGCAGGGUCAGGUUGGGAGCCUUGACACACAGUGGGCAUCCACCAUGCUGUGAAAUCCACUAGUGAGAAGAACUAACCUUAGUAAGCUGUUGGAUCUCCAAAAUUGCUCACUGAUAAAACAGGGAGUUGAUAAAAAUGGUGGGAAAACACCUGAUGGGCAGUUUUCUAAUCUCAAAAUGUUAAGGACAGGUGCUGUUUGUGGAGCUAUGAGGACUGGUCACUCCCCCCACCCCCAUAUCAGAGUCAUCAGUUAACACGUCAGUCAGUGGUCUAGAAUUUUUAGGCUAGAAAACAUGCAUAGUAUUGUUGUAUGGACAUCAAACAAGUCAGUUUUCUGGGCCUCACCUCCUCCCGCCCUCAGCCAGACUAUUUUCAUUACUCCUGCCUUCACUUCCCAGGAGGCCCCAGGCUUCAGCCUCCACCAGCCCCUUCCUUCCCUCCGGUGCUGUGGCCUAGUCUGAGCUGUCCCAGUCCCUGAAAACAUGGCUUGCGGCCCAACUGUUCCUUCUUGGGCUCUUCUUUCCCUGUGGAAGGCUCGCUCACCACAGGUACCAAUACUUCUGUCGUAUGGGUGGGAAAUCUGGAAGGUUCAGGAAGGUUACAGUCCAGAAUUUACCCCAGGACCUGCAGCUAAGGCACUGUGCAGCCCCCAAAGCCAAGUCCUUCCUAAGCUACUGGUUUUCAGACCACUUUAAGAAAGGUACAUGGUGGCUAAAGCGGCUGCUAAGGACCCCCCACUUCCCCUCACUUAACCUGAACAGCUGUUUUUUAAUCACACCAGGCCCCAACUUUUUCAGAAAGUUUGCUUAUUUUUUGCAUUACCCCAAAACUGUUCUAGUUAUCAGGUAUCUGUACCUCAUUUUCAAUGCACCCAAUAUGGACUCCAAAUUGCUGGAGGGCCUUAGGCAAGUCACUUCACUUCUGAGCCUGAGUUCCUUUAUCUGCACACAAAAAAGCAAGCAGGGUAAUACCACCCUACUUCAGACCCUUUGACAGUUGAUACGUACCUCAAGGGCCCACCACUGCCUGACCCGUAAGUUCCUCUGCCUUUAUCACACCUAUCUCCCACCCUCACCCCCCACCUCAAGCAACAAAUGUUCAAUACACAUUAUUCACAACAGAUCCAUGUACCGAAGUUUUCAACAUUUACCUACCUGAAUGGAAGAUUCCUUUUCUCCUCCAACUUUAAAUUUCCACACCUGAACUUGGGAAACCCUUCACUCUCUAGUCUGGCACCACCUUCUUCCAAACUAAGGAAUGAGUUCUAAGGCAGUGCCAAGCCUAAAUGUGUGCUAUCAGUCACCUCGGGGGGUACGGGGGAAGUCCUCUUUGAGAUGCAGGUUCUGAUUAAUAAGAGGGUCAGGAGUAUCUGAAUCAUUCCUAACAAGCUCCCAAGUUAUAAUGCUGGUCCACAAGACACAAGAUUCUAAAGAACCAGAGUGGUUCCAGGUUUGUUUUUUUUUUUUUUAAAUAAGUACAAAAAAAAAAAAAAUGGUAGUGGACUUACAUUUCUUUAGUAAGUCCCCUUCCAAUAGGCCAAGUUUUUUGACAAAAGAUCUUCCCAUGUUCCUAGAUUCAAAACAAUUAGAAGGUCCAGGGAAAGAGACUAACCCUCCUCCAGGUCCUUUUCACCACCAGGUCUCUGUAGUACCGAAAGUAUCAAGGAACUUGGCCAAGAGCUCAGCAGCAAUAUCAUGCUUAGAACACUCAGCUGAAUGCCAACUCUCAACAUUAACUCCCUUGAAAACUCUCUCUAGACCUGUUGGAAGACAAAAGCUCCAUGACAUUGCAAAUGAAACAUUUCUACAUCACCAGCCUGAAUCCAGACCUUUCCCUCCAGUGGUAUGCAACUAGGACAUAGCAGGUCAUGCAGCAGGCCAAGAGCAUAUACCUGAAGGGCUCUUCAUGCCCAUCUUUCACAUGCAACACUGCCAUCCUUAGCUGUACUGGCUGAUUCUGAACAGUUUUUCAGAGUGAAUAAAUCUAACCGAUACCAACACCCAUGAACAAAGCUGAGAAAACCUUCAAUACUGUUACAGAAAAAACUCAUGUGUGACACAAGCGUUAUGUACCCAUCGCCAGAGUAAAUUCCAACUUACAGUGACCCUUUGUACCUAGCUCAAAUUCAAAUCUCAAUACAAGUGACUUCUGACUAUAAAGGGAUGAAUGAGUGGCAGGUUCUGGAACUAUAGUGCUUUUAAGUAGCUACUGAAGGUAACUCUGGGGAUACAUUGCUUAAUCCAACCCUAGAGAACUUUUAUGUCCCAGUUAAGAGUUCAGCUGCUAACCAAAAGGUUGGCAGUUCAAAUCCACCAGGCACUCCUUGAAAGUGCUGUGGGGCAGCUCUCCUGUCAUACAGUCACUGAGAGUCAGAAUCGACUCCAUAGCAAUGGGUUUGCUUUGGUUUUUAUUUCCCAGCAAAUAUCAUUUGAGUUCUAACCUACCACAAAACAGGAAAAAGUUUCCACACUUAAGAUAACUUCUCUUUACCCUCAGUUCUGCUUGAUAUUCUACCCUCAGGAAGUUUACAGGGAAUACAUUUUGCUCUUAAGUGGACUUGACUGUUAGGAAAGAGGCAAAAUAUGUAAAGACAUCAACUUGAAAAGCUCCUUAUAGAAGACAUCCCACCAUUAACAAAAUUAGAAAACCACAACCAGAUUCAAAAGGAUAGCUUCUAAUCCCCCCCACCGAUCUGUUACUUCCUCAGCUAUGCCUGAAGGAGGGCUUCUGGACUGCAGGCCAUGCAGUUAAGUCCACUCGUGCCUCUUCCUUUGCUCUGUGCAAGUGCUUUAGCAAGUUAGGGAGAUUCAAAUCAGGUUACGUGCAGCCAGGCCAAACAUACAGCCCUUCAGAAAGGGCCCCCAAACUAUGUUUACCUUCGUUGCACCGGAGGGAAGAGAAGUCUGAAGACAUCUACACAACAGCCUCAACUGCCGAGCCUCUGCCACAGCUACCACUGUCACCUACGCCCCAGGCAGGAAUAGAGCACCAAGAAACAGUCCACAUGACACUGAAGCAUAGACAAGACAAAUUGCAGUUUUUAAAAGGAAGAUUUAUUUGACAAGUUUCACUUAGCGCAAUACACCUAAAAGGAAAUCACAAUGUAAGUUUUAAAUCAAGGCCUCAGAAUUUCAUACAAACACCAAGACCAAAAUUCUAAAGUAUUGGUAUUGCGUCUCAUUUUCCCCGUUAACUUAAAAAAGGCUUAAACUUACGUGACUUACAGGUUAUUAAAUGAAACUAGAAUUAACAAACAUGCCAAAUGUUUCACUUUUAAUUGUAGACACAGCUCCUAUAUUUAAGUAUUACAAAAAAGCAUGUCUUUCAACAUGCAUUCAGUGUUCAAUGUAAUGUGGUAUAAGAGCAACAUUUAACAUAAUUGAACUGCUUUAACCUAAAUACAAUUACUGCUUAAGUAGUACAUCCUACAACUAACUCAAGAAAAGCUGAAAAUGGUUUAACAGUUGUAUUUACUCAAACUUUGUUGUUACACCUAGGUGUAUUUCGUGUUCAAUAACACUGAACCUGAAAUCAUUUUAAAACAAUCCUGAUUUCCACUUAGAGUAAGCAUAAAUCACAAGCUUGUAUUGCAAAACUGUUAAACUUAGAAGUUUUUUUUGUUUUUUUUUUGUUUUUUCUUUUUCUUAAAAAAAAGGUUGAGACCAAGAGUCAGUGAUCAGGAUUACAUUCCCCAUCCACCACUCAUACUGGACAUGCUAGACAUCCCUCCCAUUCCAUUCACUCCCAUAGAUGCACGGCUUCCACUACUGUAGUAGCUGCUGUUCACUGUUCCUUGGCUACCUGCAAAGAGAUCAAUUUGACAAGUUAGGAGAAGUGUCACAUUAUCAGUCGAAUAAAACAGAGCAUUCCAAGAAAAAAAAUUAAAGGUUUUUAAAGAGUACAAAUGGCUGCUGUCCAAGUGGCGAGAAGCAUGUUUGGGAAAGGGGAAACCCGACUCCAAACAAGUCUCAAUUAACCCCUUUUCUCUGCAGUACCAACGUGCCAGACUCUUGUGCUACCAUUUAAAUGGAUGCUUCAGGAUCAACAUGGAAAAUUAAGUUUAAAGGAAAACUAGUGUUUUUCAAAAAUUGCAAAAAAAAUUACUUCAUGUUGUUUUUAAAGCUAAGCAAGGCAUUUCAAAAAAAUUUUACCAUAAACAUUCACAAUGUGUCCAUCGAAUGACAUGAAUAGGAAGCACAGGGGAAGUCUCUUGCUCUUCCUAUUCACAGUGGGCAGGAAGUGAGACGACAAAGUUGGACUAAAGGCAACUCACUAUGCCCAAAAUGGCAGCCUCCAUGGAGUUAAGUCAGAGCCAUUGACUGCUAUGGGAAGUGUUAUUACAACAUACCAGUAUUUGCUAUUGGGAAUUUAAAUUAUAUUUCUUGAGAAAAUAUUUACCUAUGCAAUGUUUGAUUGAAAAUCACUGGAGUUUUCCUGUAAAACUUGGUCUGCAAAAGGAUUUUGUAGGGUAAGACUAUAAUACCAAAAUCACCAUUCUUUAGACCAAUUGAAAAAAAAAUUAAUAAAACUAAUCCUAGGUUAACUGACUAGUAAAUACGAUCCUGAACCCCACCACCAUUAUUUAAAAUUGUCCCUCCAUCUAAAAUUGACUUAAUACUAAUCAGCAAAAUACAGAAUGUGAACUACUUCAGUUUGUUUAAUAAAUGGAGGCAGAUGUUUUCUGGCUUGACAGAAUUCCAGUGGCAAUAAUGCCUAAUUUAUAAUAUAUAAAACACUUCCCCCCCCAGUGUUUGUUUCUGAAAAUUAAACUAUUAAAAAGUUAGUCAAAAACAUACAUUUAAUAACCCAACUUCUCAGAAAAGGAGCCUGCAUAUUCCCAACUAAAGAAACCUGCCUAAAACUUAUCAUAAAAAUAUAAAGAACCAUACUUACCAUAUCCACUCAUGCUGCUCUGACCACCAUAGCCGCCUCCAUAACCACCACUGAGCUGCUGGCUAGCUGGGCCACCGUAACUGGACUGGUUUGCUGUUAAGUGAAGAGAACAUUAGAACCAUGUUCCCAGCGUAAUAUGGUACCUGGUGGUACCGGGCUUGUAAUUCUACUAUCUAAUUUUCCAGUCUUGAUCUGCUAUUACUAUAACCCUCUGCCUCCAUCUGUCUAUUGUCUAUGACCAAACUACUCUUUAUCAUGAGCUAAUCAAACAUUUAUAAACACACAUCAACAGGACUAAAUCCACAUGAUGCCAUAAAUAGAGUCUUUUUAUGAAGAUCUUAUGAAACUACUUGCCUGGAUUUAGUGGGGUUUGCCCCUUAAUUUCAUGUUACAGUACAUCAAUACAUACAUAUACUGAACAACUAAUUAUGCCAGCUCAUUUUGAUGCUGUGCUUUUUGCUAAACAAUUUGAGAUUUAAACUUUACACUUAGACAAUUUAUCUAGUUUCAUUCUGUACUCCCCUCCCCCAAAACAAAAGUACUUUAAUCAGAAUUAUCUAUUCCAAAUAGUUUUCUAGCUAAUUUUUAACCAAGAAAAUUAUUCUCCUUGCCUAACUUAAACUUAAAUUGUUAUGCUAAAUUCACUAAAUACAAUUAACUUAAUUUAUAUUAUUGACUUAUAUAGAUAUAUUUUGGUUUUUAAAAAAACUAACGAUAUUUACACAAACCCAUGCCUCCCAUCAUUUGGCUACCAUAAGCACCACCGCUUGCUCCUGCUGUAGAAUUCAAGAAGAGUUCUACAUAUCUGUGUUCUGAAAUGAGAGAAAAGGCAUACAAGGUUAGCUUUAAAAAAAAAAAAAGACACUAGAGUGAUAUUUACACAAACCCAUGCCUCCUAGCAUUUGGCUACCGUAAGCACCACCGCUUGCUCCUGCUGUAGAAUUCAAGAAGAGUUCUACAUAUCUGUGUUCUGAAAUGAGAAAAAAAAAAAAAAGUUUGAAAAAUGUUUGUUGGUGAAAGAAAGCAAAAGGAGCACUUCAGUUCUUUUAUGACAUGUAAAAUCUGUGGACUUCAAAUACUUGGGUAAAAAAAUUCUGGCUGCUUCUCUCAGAUGACUUAUUUUAACUAAUGCAUUAAUUCAGGUUGCAAAAACUAGCCUUUAAACAUUCAUCUAGUUUAUCAACCAAGGACAUACUUCAAGUCAGUGUUUUUUUUUUUCCCCCACAAGUCCCUUUUAUUCACACUUAAACUGCCACAGGUUUUCAAUGCAUCCCUAAGAAUCUGUUAGAGGACAAAUUCUCAUAUACCCCUUUUCUUAAAUCCUCUACCACACAUACUUGGAGAUGUUCAGUCACUCAAGUGCAGUAUGUCCACACACAGCUACCUUUAACAAGCCCCCAAAACACUUCAACACACUUACGCAUAUUUGCUUUGUCUUUUGACAUAGCUGCCACAGCAUCUUCAUGAGUAGCAAACUCAACAUCUGCUUCUCCAGUUACUCUGCCGUCAGGACCAAUUUCAAUGUGUACUCUCACAGGGUUAAGCGGUGAAAAGAACUAAAUACAAGGCAUUUCAAAGAAAUCAAGUCAACUUCCUAAAGUUACAAAAAACUAAAACAUUUAUAACAGGGUGUUUCGCUUAAGUUGGGUAAGGCUCAAGUUUCUACCACCUUACUCAAGUAUCUGACUUGUGAAUUCACCGUACACUCACAUUGUAAAUGUCGUUUUCGGUAGCUCUGUAAGGUAAUCCCCGCAUGUGCACACAAUGUCCUGUCGUGCUCUGGAAAGUAGAACCACCAUCCCCGUAUCUGUGAUCAGACAUUCCUGAAAAACAGUAAUUGAGGUCUAGAUGGACAAGAGUGUAAGUACCCUUCAGGUGAUAAAUUCAAUUCUUACUUUACCUCUUCCAAAUCUAUCUGACCCAAAUCCAUAGCCAUCGUUAUAGCCGUUAUAGUCAUCGUAGCCUCCAUAACCUGAAAGACAAAAAGAACAGUCAAUGAAAUGUGAACACAAGACAACAUUCUUCUUGACCCUCACAUAUCUUACUUACCUCCACCAUAAGCACCACGCCUCAUCCUUUCAAAGCCAGCUCCUCUGCCAAUACUGUUAUACCCUCUGCCAGCCCCAGGUCUGUCAUAGGGACCUGGCCGCUGCAUAGCCAUAAGUUUUCUGGGUGGAUCAUAAUGAGUUCUAACUUCAGCUCGACUGCUCUUAAAGAUUUCAAUAUACCUAAAGCAUUGUUCAUGAAGGAGAAGGAAGGGGAGGGAGAAAAUAACAUUAGUCCACUUCAUACAGAUAUUUAGUUAUACAAGAAAACAGUCCAGUCAUAGCCACGAAACUGACAAAUAUUUUAAGCCAGAUUUCUUAUACUUGCAUAGGCAAUGACCAGAAAUUCACUCUUUAAGAGAUUAAUGUAAACUUUACAGGAAAAAACCUCACUCCUCUUAGGCAUAUGGAGCCCAACCUUAGGGGUAGAGAGGAGUACUGUAAAUGUUUUAUAGGAGGGAAAGAAUUCCACUCAACUUUCAACAUUUCAAAUCUUAAAUCCACUGGCAGCAUGUAUAGCAAGUAGGCUAAAAUGCCAGCCUCCACCAACAGUCUAGCCCACACUACACAUUUCUUUUCGCCAACAAAUACCCCAGCCUAUGCUUUUAGUAGGAAUCAGCAUAGGUAAGCGCAUGCUUCAAUGAAAAAUAGUCACAAGCAAAGAGAAUAAAACCUUUUGUGACAAUUUCUUGAAAGCUAUGCUUAUUAAUACAUAUGCAGAAUAUUUAUACAGCAAGAAAAAGUUUGUUGCAUUUCAACUUUAAAAACAAGAUCAGAAAGUAUCACAUUUUCUUAUGGUAAUAUUAAUUUACUAGGUGGGUGUUAUUACAGCUAAAGCCAGGUUUGCAUUAACUUUUUUAAAGCCAUAGUCUCUCAACUCCAUUGACUGGGUUAAUAAAUUGGAACGCUUACAACAUCAAGGCCAAAUUAACUGGGGGAACAAUUUUAAAGCCAAAAUUUAAUUUGAAUGCAAUGUGGGACUCUGACAUAGAAAAUUUGAAAUUGUGGCAAAACGUCAAUUAAUUGGGACUAUGAAACAGAUUUCUUCCUCUUUAGCAGAGAGAAUAUGGAUUUAAUUGUUUACCAUAAGAAAAGUGACAUAUCCAACCAACCAUCCAUCCCCACCUGUGCCCUAUUCUUUCCUUGUGUUUCUUUAGAGCCUUUUCAGCUAUUUCCUGUGAAGCAAACUGCACGAAGGCCUCCCCCGUACUCCUCCCCUGGAAGUCCACCGGCAAUGUUAUCCCAUUUGGCACGAUUUCCAACCCUUCAACCCAAGGACAAAUAACCCCAGUAGGGGGGCAAUAUUAACAUCACAAGCCCAGAAAUGAUUCUUCUUAUAGCUUUAAAUAAACCAGAAUUUUAACUUUAGGUGAAUGGUAUGCUUUCAACAAGUACUCUUUAAAAUAUGCAUUGCAGUAACAUGAAGUUCCAUUAUUACAAAGUAAUUCUUAACACAUCCUGCGGCAUAAUAUGUAAGAAAAAACUUGCUUAACACAGGGUGCAUUAAGAAUUCAACAAUUAAGAACACUUAUCUAUGCAACUUAAUGUUCAGAAUUAUACAAGAUUUUAAUAAAGUUUCAAGCAUUAAAUACAACAUUUUACUAAAUUCUAGACACACCUUUGACCUCGAUUUAUAUUUCAAUGCUUUUUAGUGGAACUUCAAAUUUUAAAAAGUUAACAUGUUUAAACAUUUAAUAUACAAGUUGAAACAUUGCUUAUAUCAUAGUUGACAAGAAAACAUACAAUCUAAACUCUUCAACAAACAACUGAUCUAGACAACACAAUCAUGCACUCUUAUGCUCUAACAGUAGUAUGAUUCACUUCUGGAAAUUCCGUCUAUGAAAAAUCCUUUCCGUGGAUACAUUCCCAAGCUUACAAAAAGGGCUUAAAAGCACUUCCUAGAAGAUAUGAAAUUAUGUUCAUAUUUAAAGUUGACAGAUAGCAUUCAAUUCUCACCAAUUUAGACAAAAACAAUCAAAACAGACUUGAUUUCAAAUAUUCUGACAAAAUAUUAGGACUUGAUAUGUAACUAAUAUUCAAGACUUAAAAACAUACUACACUAAACCAUGAAAGGAUUUCUUGCUCUUAAUUCCAGUUUAUUACAACAUGAAUAUUAAGGCUAUUAUUUAAAACACAUUAUUAACAUUCUGCUAAACAUGCAAUCUUAUAAGCUCUUCAGCAUAAAAACAUUCAAAUACUUUAGGCCCAGAACAAUUUCAAAACACUAUUAGAUUGCAAACAUUCUGCCUAUCUAUGAUCACAUUAGAUUGGCUUCAAGUUUACAGUUCCCUGGCAAAACCAAGCUGCUUUCUGUUUAGAGAAAUUAGGCCCUGAUAUGUUUCUGGUCCCAUGACCAAUUAAGUGUCUCUAACAACCUAAGACACUUGCCGUAAGUAACAACCUGACUGGCACAUCAAUCUAACGUUAAGGGAGCUUACCUUUAACUUGGAGUACUUUGCUGAACAACGUGAGGAAAGAAGUUAAGCUGCUGAGGACAACCCUCAAUCAAUUAUCUACUCUGAGCCACAAUACUAAAUAUAGGCAAAAUCAGCAAAAGUUACGAGUUUUGGGAGCACUUAAUUUCCACCUUUAAGAUGGGCUUAAAUUAUUUGAAGGUCUCCAGGAAGAAGAAAACAGUAAUUCAUCUGCAUAAGCUUACAACUUAAGCAUCUAAGCUAUCAAUUUUAAAGGUCUAUUAAAUCACAUGUUGCCAGAAGCUAGCCAAAACUCACUGCUCAGCAACCAACACUACUACAUACCUGAGAAGAACUGAACAAUUUCUUCCUUGCUACAGCCAAAGGGGAGUCCUCUAAGCCGCACAAAGCCAUCAUUGGCCGUGUCAGGACUAUUUGGACCAGUAUGCUUCAACACCCAAUCCAUUUCAACGUUGUUUGACUUGAAUACUGAAAGAGGUGCUUAGAAUUAGUCAAUUUCGGAAAGUUAGAAAACAAAUUUCAGACUUCCUGGGUCUUUAGAUAAGCUAGGAAGAGCUGCCAUAAACUCCCUUAGAUGCCCAUUUCCAUGCGGUCAAAUACCUAAAAUUCAGAAGGGAAUAAGACCUAUUUGUUUUAUUUACUGUUACUAGGGCAACAUAAAUCAAACCUUCAACAUAUCUGUGUCCCAUAGUUUCUCUGUCUUUUUUCAGGGCCAAUUUGACAUCAUCUUCUGAUUCAAGUUCAACAAAAGCCUCGCCACUUGGUCUGCCUUCUCGUGUGUAGAUGAAACGAAUACCUUGAGCCCCAUUUUGAAUUUUACAGUCUGGAAAGAAAACAACUGUUAAUAUAGAAUUUAAAACCAAAAACCACCUCUGGGUGACACAGAUGAAAUGCCUAUCCACACUCCCACCAUGAAGUAUGACACUUUUAUAAAGCCUGGAACAACCAAGAUUACGAAUUUCUAUAGUCUUUCUGGUAAUUACGGAGUCAUCCUCUCUAAAGCUAUCUUAUUCUCUAAAUGAUACAUUCCCGUUCCAUCAAGAAAAUUCAAUAUUCAAAGCAGCUUCUACAAAGUUAUUUAAAACAUUAAGUCCUCACUAUCCAAGUUUCUCCAUAAACUUCUCAGCAUCAAUCUACUGAAGUCUGGAUCUUCUAAUUUUAUGGCAUUUUUGGAAAUCAGUUUUGGUCUGGCAUGGUUGUCCAUCCACUUUACCUUACCAGCAGCCACACUGAGAUUUCUCAUUCAAAACCAAAUUGCAGGCCCAACACUCACCUGAACGGGGAUCACUGUUAUCAAGCUAAAAUGAUUGAAGUUGCACAGCUGAAGCCAAACCCAGUCUUGCCCCCUGCAAAGUGGCUCCCAGUGUACUUGGUUCUUGUUUUACAGGUCGUUUUCCUUUACCAAUGC